Moneuplotes crassus is the source of this 702-nucleotide messenger RNA. The record is from the annotation of a GenBank genome assembly. Lineage: Eukaryota; Ciliophora; Spirotrichea; Euplotida; Euplotidae.
AAAUGAAAGAGUUUUCCAAUAUAAUUGAGAUAGGAGAUGAAAUAAGCACGCUCAUUAAGCAAAUGGCUGGUAGAAAAGAGAAAGAAGGAGAAGAAGGUGCUCCUCUUCAGCUCAACCAGAUUAGCUUAUUGAUGAGUAUUCGAGAUUGAUGUGAUAAGUUAAAAUCAAACUGCACAGGAGCCCUUCAGUCCACACAGACGGAUAGGUCUAUCAAAUCUUCAGAGAAUGAGUCUCGGGAUAAAUUUGAAGAACAACUCAACUUCUUCCAAAAACCCACAGCCAAGGAAAUGGCAAACAAAAUUCAGAAAGAGCAGGAACAAAUGGAAGGGUAUCUUGGUGAAGUUACCGAAGAGGAUGUGUUCUCUAAAGGAUCUAAACUUAAGUCUGGAAGGAGGCAUAAGAUCAAUCCUAUUGCCAGAUUAAAAAUGGAGAACUCUUAUAAUAAGAAUUACCAAUCUGAGUGAAGCCACCUGGAAUCAGAUGAGAUCAGCGGUAAGGAAGAGUCUAAAGAGAAAGAUACUAACAAGAGGGCUAAAUUUGGGUCUAAAAGUAAGAAGUACUCAAAAGUCCCCAAAAGCUUCACUUUUGUGAACAAGUUGGUCAAUAAUAAACUCAAGAGAAUGCGUAAGAGGUUUAAAGUUAGUGAGAAUGAGGAACAGCAUACUGAUUCUUUAGUCUCAUAAAUAUGGGAUAUUACUCAAU